UUUUACGGUCCAAAACAAGCAACGUCCACAAAUCUACAAAUUGCGCUUGAUCUGGCGCCGCAGUAUUGCUGCACAAAAUGGACAUAGAUGCUUUUUGCGGUGACGAUUUCGACGUGGCUGGUUGGUUGAACCAAUCGUACGAACGGGCUGGCGGAAACAAAGAGGCGUUCGUUUCGUCACUCGUUUCCAAAAUGCAACUCUACGUUCAGCACACAAACGUAGCGCUCGAACAGACGGGUGGCUUAGUGCUGAAGAACGUUCCCCAGGUGAUCCACAACGCAAACAUGCUGCAGAUUGAGACGGGGCUGCUGAAGCAGCGAAUGAGUCAAGUGCAGCGAGAGAUUUCGCACCUGCAUGACGAAACCGGAGAUUGCAUGGCUAGCCUGGAGCGGCUGGAUUCCGUCAAGGGGCGGCUGCAGAGGUCGAGGCAGUGUUUGCAAGAGGCGGAUGGUUGGGGUAAAUUGGCCGGAGAGUUGGAUGAUUUGCUGGAGCAAUCGGACAUUGAUGCGGCAACCAGCAAAUUGUUGUCGCUCCAGAAAUCGCUAGCCGCACAGGUUGGUCUGCACGGGCAGUCGGAGCGCGAAAGUCAGGUGGAGUACUUCAAGAAUCGUCUGGAAGCCCUGAUCAGCCCUUCGGUCGUGGCCGCGUUGCGCUCAUUGGACGGUGCCGCCUGUCGCCGGUACGUCGGAAUCUUCGAAGGAAUUGGCCGGCUGGACCAGUACCGGCAGUACUACCGGACGGUGCUCAAGAGCUUCGUUCACGAGCACUGGCGCAAUGCGGUCGAAAGCAGCGAAAGCGGUGGGUCGGACGUCCUGAAGGAGUUUUACGAUCUGUUGCUUGAGCUGCUGAAAACGCAUCUCCGUUGGUGUGGCCAAACGUUCGGUGUUGUCACUGAAUGUGUCCUAGCCAUCGCCGAUGCGCUCGAAAAUCUCGAGCCCACGCGAGAAAGCGUUGUUCGUAGUGCACUUAAACGAUCGAGCGAUAAGUUUUGGACGUUGAAGCAAUUCGCGCACGUCAACGUGGCCGCCGGUGGCCAGAUGGAGCUGUGGGUGCGCGGUGGUCCACAGCAAGAAGUGAGCAAGUGCACCGACGAAUCCGUGCUGGAUCGGCUUUCGGGUGCAAUGUUCACUUACUUUGGCAUAUUUCUCAAAGAGUACCCGACACUGGAAAAAGCGCACCUGGAAGCGGCAUUGCAGAACCUGGCGAUCGUGGGCACCACACCGUCGGACAGUGUCCACAACCUCGAAAGUGCCAAUGCGAAGGUCAUUCGCUGGACAACGGAAGCUCUGACACGGUGCGAAGAAAUUACGCAGAACUGUGCUCUUCUGUCGCUCGGAAGCGUGCUGCAGAACUAUCUGGUGGCCUAUCUGGAUCAUUACAAUCGCUGCCAAAAGCACCUGGCCGCCAGUCAGCAGAAUCAGACUGACUGGAAUCUGCUGCAACUGAGCGUCGUACUCCUACAGUGUCUCGGAACAUUCCGCCAGACUGUGCAGGAAGCGGAGCAAAUAUUCGUUCGCAGUGUACUGGCCAAACAGAGUCAAAUGGCCACGGGUAAAGCUCUAGCGAGCUUCGCUUACCGCCUGCAGACGAAGGGCGAUGCGAAUGAGUUGGAAAAAUUGGCCACCACAUUCCAGCAAACCAUGGCCGACGUACCGGGCUCGACUGUGGAGUACUUUGCCGAGUUCCAUGAGCGCAUGAAGCGGACUUGCGAGGACAUUCACGACACGCUACUACGGAUCGCUUUCUCGCCAAUCACGAACCACCUUAAGCAACUGGAAGCGAACGGAAGCGGCACGAUGGGAGCAUCAUCUAUGCCGGCCGACAGCUUGCCCGACUUCAGCUACGCCCCACAGGAAUACAUCACCCUCAUUUGUCAGUACUUGCUGACCCUGCCUCAACAUCUGGAACCACUCCUGUUCGCGCCGGCUCCCGUUCUGAAGGCAGUGCUCGAAGUAGCGGAUACUCGCUAUACCUCGAGCCGUCCCUGUGCCGAUGUGUUUCUUACGCUGAUCGUCGAAGAAUCGGAAGCUUUGUACGUGGAGCAGAUCGAGAACAUUUGCGCGCUUGCCCCAUCCGAAGCGAAACAACUGGCCACCGAUAUUGAAUACUUUGGCAGUGUGCUGGAGGAAAUGGGACAAUCGCUGGGCAACAAUCUGCAACAGACGGUCAAACUAUUGCGGGCGCCCCUGGAAUCGUACUCUGCGGCGGCUGCCGGCUGUGAUCCAAUGUUGGUGGCUGCCAUCCGCCAAAAGCGAAACCUCGUUUCUUGCUGAGGGGAUGGAUUAACAAACAUAAUGGAUUAGAAGAAUAUACACAUUCGUUCAUUCGCUGUGUAGAACGUAGGGCUUUCGCAACAUUCGAAAACACUAAAACAGGAAAUUUUUA
Anopheles bellator is the source of this 2385-nucleotide messenger RNA. It is a transcript of the gene Cog7, whose product is annotated as conserved oligomeric Golgi complex subunit 7. Gene Ontology annotation, cellular component: COG complex. Bases 78 to 2273 code for a protein of 731 amino acids. The transcript has 3 exons. The record is from RefSeq and is a predicted model, not a curated record. NCBI's taxonomy places the organism in Eukaryota, Metazoa, Arthropoda, Insecta, Diptera, Culicidae. Gene Ontology annotation, biological process: retrograde vesicle-mediated transport, Golgi to endoplasmic reticulum; intracellular protein transport; Golgi organization.